GGAGUGAGUGUGAGGGAGAAUAGAGUCAGGGAGUGAUUAUGUGAGGGAGUGAGUGUGUGAGGGAGAGAGAGAGAGAGUCAGGGGUUGGGUGUGAGGGAGAGAGUUAGAGGAGUGUCAGGUGCAGAGUAAUCCUAAUAGGGUAGAGUGAGGGGCAGAUUAGAGUUCAGUGAAGAGUCAGAUUGGGGAGAAAGAGGGUUUAGGCUUUUGUUGGAAACAAGUGAGAAGCUGUCACUGCUGGGGGAGAGAGUGUGUAAGGGGAGAGUGAGGCGCCCAUAGAGAGUUACUAGGAAUGAGGGACAGCACUGAGGGAAUAAGAGAUACUUACUGUACUUGCAGGUUGGUAGGGACAGUGCUGGCUAAGGAUGUGCAGUGAGGGUUCCUCCUGAUAGAAACUGAGUGAGAGGAGCUGCCACAAACGAGAUCCCGGCCAUGUCUCUGACCCCUCCUAACAGCAGUGAUGCCUGUCUCAGCAUCGUACACAGUCUCAUGUGCCACCGGCAGGGGGGGGAGAACGAGGGCUUUGCCAAGAGAGCCAUUGAGAGUCUCGUCAAGAAACUGAAGGAGAAGAAAGACGAGCUGGACUCCCUCAUCACUGCCAUUACUACUAAUGGAGUGCACCCCAGCAAGUGCGUUACCAUCCAGCGAACCUUGGACGGGAGGCUUCAGGUAGCCGGCCGUAAAGGUUUCCCGCAUGUGAUCUACGCUCGCUUGUGGCGCUGGCCGGAUCUGCACAAGAAUGAGCUGAAACACGUUAAGUUCUGCCAGUUUGCCUUCGACCUGAAGUAUGACAGCGUGUGUGUGAACCCCUAUCACUACGAGCGGGUGGUUUCUCCCGGCAUUGGUCUGAGUAUCCCUAGCACUGCAACCACUCCGUGCCGAUCAGUGAAAGAGGAGUAUGUCCAUGAGUGUGAAAUGGAAGCAUCUUCAUGUCUCCCAGCAUCCCAGGAACUUCCACCAGCCAUCAAACAUGCCCCCCUUCCACCAAUGCCUCCUACAGAUCCUUAUCGGCAGCCACUGCCCCCACUCACCCUACCCACGAGCCCACAGACUGCUAUCAGCAUGUAUUCCAAUAUGCCUCAUUCUCCCGCUGUGGCUCCUGGAUGCCCUCUAGUACCCAUGCAUGGUGAGGGUUUACUACAGAUAGCUCCAUCCCAUCCUCAGCAAAUGGUGUCCACAUCUCCUCCUUCCACACCGAGCCAGAACUCCCAUAAAAAUGGCUAUCCUUCCCCCUCAAAGCAGCCUUUCCAUGCUGCGUGGACGGGGAGCAGCACAGCCGUAUAUACCCCGAACCCUGGGGGACAGCAGAAUGGUAGAGGAAACCAGCAACCUCCACUUCAUCACCCAAACAACUACUGGCCCCUUCACCAGAGCUCCCCUCAGUAUCAGCACCCCGUUUCCAACCACCCAGGCCCAGAGUUCUGGUGCUCCGUUGCCUAUUUCGAGAUGGAUGUUCAAGUUGGAGAGAUAUUUAAAGUGCUAUCUAAUUGUUCCGUGGUCACAGUGGAUGGUUAUGUGGACCCCUCUGGUGGGGAUCGGUUUUGCCUUGGUCAGCUUUCUAACGUGCAUCGGACAGACACUAGUGAGCGUGCAAGGCUUCACAUUGGAAAGGGAGUGCAGCUUGAGUGUCGGGGCGAGGGAGACGUAUGGAUGAGGUGCCUCAGUGAUCACGCAGUGUUUGUCCAGAGUUAUUAUUUGGACAGGGAAGCAGGACGAGCGCCAGGGGAUGCAGUGCACAAGAUUUAUCCGGGCGCCUACAUUAAGGUGUUUGACUUACGACAGUGUCAUCGGCAGAUGCAGCAGCAGGCGGCUACGGCUCAAGCAGCGGCUGCAGCCCAGGCGGCGGCUGUAGCCGGCACAAUCCCUGGUCCCGGGUCAGUGGGGGGCAUCGCUCCUGCUGUCAGCUUAUCUGCUGCGGCCGGUAUCGGGGUGGAUGACCUACGGCGACUCUGUAUCUUGCGCCUUAGUUUUGUAAAGGGGUGGGGUCCCGAUUACCCUCGGCAGAGCAUCAAGCAGACCCCCUGCUGGAUCGAGGUCCAUCUUCAUCGAGCCCUGCAGCUUUUGGAUGAAGUUCUCCAUACGUUGCCAAUGGCAGACCCCAGUUCUGUCAACUAACCAAUGGCAGACCCUGAGAUCUGUUAGAUUGCCACAGGCAGACUGACAACUGUAAACUACCAAAGCCAGGAUGAGGCACGACCCAGAUAAGAGGCCAAAAUGAAGACUUCACCCAGUCAAAAACAAGCCGGCCAAUCACAUUUGUUAGCAAAAGACAGACGUUUGCUAUGGACCUGCUCGCCAAACCAUUGGGCAACCUCUGUGACUUCCUUCAGAUCUUCCUGCUGAUCAGUGGAACCAGUUGGACAAUAGUUGUUUGGAUCAAGCCCGAGGCACAGAACUCCCCCCAGUGGAGCUGCACAGGAGAAGUGACUUUGGGUGAAGUACAUGAACUGUUUUUAUAGCUGAAAUGCAUUAAAUAUUCCUUAUUUUUUUGGUCAGAAGAAUAUUUUUGGUCUGAUAUUUAGCACUUGGCUCUUUAGUGCCGGGACAGACACUCAACAUGCGGUUUCCCUGGCAUAAAGGCUAAAUAAAUGCAGAUAUAUAUAAAUGCUUUUUAUGUGCUGUUUAAAUGAUGUGGCUACCUCAGUCCCCGCCUGAGUUCCUUGUCUCACUGCCCCCCCAUCCAUUCCGAUCCCUUUAGCCCCCAUUCCUCCUCCCUUCCCCCUUCAUUGGUACUAACACACCUAUUGUAAGAGACAGGCAGGUUUUGCUGGUUUACACAGUGCACACGUUCUACGCUGCUUUCCAAAGCUUGGGGAGAUAUUUGCUAUCUUUUCCUGUCAGUUUUCAGCAGCUGAUUUUUGUUUUUCUAUUAUUGUGGUAUCAUUUCUAGGCCAAAUGUGUACAAAUACUACCAAAAACCACAGCCGUGUGUGUGCAAAGGUUUCUUAUCACAUGUUAAGAACCUGUCAAAUAGCUUCUGAUGUAUUCUAAAUAAAAUUCUGCUGCUUGGGUUGG
Molecule: messenger RNA, 3012 nt
Organism: Xenopus laevis (African clawed frog)
Lineage: Eukaryota; Metazoa; Chordata; Amphibia; Anura; Pipidae
Gene: smad10.S
Product: SMAD family member 4, gene 2 S homeolog
Exons: 12
Coding region: 430-2112 (560 amino acids)
Biological process (GO): SMAD protein signal transduction; animal gross anatomical part developmental process; cell differentiation
Cellular component (GO): heteromeric SMAD protein complex; cytoplasm; nucleus
Molecular function (GO): DNA-binding transcription factor activity, RNA polymerase II-specific; I-SMAD binding; RNA polymerase II cis-regulatory region sequence-specific DNA binding
Source: RefSeq, a predicted model, not a curated record